CAUUCUCCGUUUUGUUCGCUUCCUCCGUCAGUGAAGCGUGGAUAGAGAGAGAAAAAUGGCGAGCGUAAGCCAUUUUCCUCGUGUGAGCAGUAGCUUCUCAUCUUCUCCUUCUAUAUUCCCAAUCAAACAGCGGACGAUUCCCGCCAAAAUUGGGCCAUUGAUCUCUCAUUUCAGCCUACAGCUUGCAGGCGUUCAGCAUAAGUACAGGCGAAAUGAGAAAUUUCUCAAGUCGGUGAUCAAAUGCAGCGCUGCUGAAGCUGGGGAUGGUUCUGAAUUUGUGAAAGAGAAAAGUGUUUCUGUCGUUCUGUUAGCUGGAGGCAGGGGGAAAAGGAUGGGUGCAAGCAUGCCAAAGCAGUAUCUUCCACUUCUAGGUCAACCUAUCGCCUUGUACAGCUUGUACACUUUCUCACGCUUGAUCGAGGUUAAGGAAAUCGUCGUGGUUUGUGAUCCUUCUUAUCAAGAUAUUUUCGAAGAUGCCAAAGAGAAGAUUGAUAUCCAACUCAAAUUUGCACUUCCAGGAAAGGAGAGACAGGAUUCCGUGUAUAGUGGCCUUCAGGCAAUUGAUUUGAACUCAGAUCUUGUGUGCAUCCAUGAUUCUGCAAGACCUCUUGUAUUAGAAGGAGAUAUUAAAAAGGUUCUUAAAGAUGCUAGGCAGAAUGGGGCUGCUGUACUCGGGGUUCCUGUUAAAGCUACAAUAAAAGAGGCAAACAAUGAUCGUUUUGUCCAGAGAACCUUGGACAGGAAAACUCUUUGGGAAAUGCAAACUCCUCAGGUUAUCGUGCCUGAGUUGCUUAGAAAAGGGUUUGAGCUUGUGAACAGGGAAGGCCUGGAAGUAACUGAUGAUGUUUCUAUUGUGGAGCAUUUGAAACAUUCAGUGUUCAUCACCGAAGGAUCUUAUACCAAUAUUAAGGUAACAACACCUGAUGAUUUAUUACUUGCAGAGAGAAUAUUGAAUUUGAACUCCUGAAAGUCCUCUUAAGGACUAAACAAGCAUUGGCUAAAUCUCUUAAUAAUCAAAAUAUCUUAUCAAUUUUCCCCCAUUUUGAAUGUAGCAAUGUAGUUCAAAUACAACAUAAUGUUAAUGACUAAUGAGCAUGAUUUUCGGCUUUUCAAGUG
Molecule: messenger RNA, 1116 nt
Organism: Momordica charantia (bitter melon)
Lineage: Eukaryota; Viridiplantae; Streptophyta; Magnoliopsida; Cucurbitales; Cucurbitaceae
Gene: ISPD
Product: Nucleotide-diphospho-sugar transferases superfamily protein
Biological process (GO): isoprenoid biosynthetic process
Molecular function (GO): 2-C-methyl-D-erythritol 4-phosphate cytidylyltransferase activity
Source: RefSeq, a predicted model, not a curated record